UCUGGAGUAAUGAAUUUUUGCGCAGUGGCGCUAGCACUUCAUGAUUUGGGCUAUCGCGCAGUAGGAUGCCGUAUUGACAGCGGAGACCUGUCUUAUUUGUCGAAAGAAAUUCGCAGCAGAUUCAGAGUGGUGGCAGCUUUAUGGAUUUGUUUUGCGAUGUUCAGAGAUCCAUGCUUGGAAUGGUUCGCAAAAUUGUCGAUAACAGCGUCAAAUAAUAUCAAUGAGGAUACAAUUAUUUCGCUGAAUGAGCAGCAACACGAAAUCGAUGCAUUUGGCAUUGGUACUCAUUUGGUUACCUGUCAAGGACAGCCUGCCCUUGGGUGUGUUUACAAGCUGGUUGCCUUAUCGGGCGAGCCGAAAAUUAAACUGGGUGAAGACGUCGCAAAGAUACAAAUCCCGGGACGUAAAAAUUGUUAUCGGUUGUAUGGGAAGGGUGGGUUCUGCAUUUGUGAUUUGAUGACGCUUGACACGGAGCCGGUGCCAAAGGAAAAUCAGCCAAUACUUUGUCGACAUCCUUUUCAGGUUUACUUUUUCCGUUUCUUACCUUAUACAAAAGAAGCAGGAAGCGAAUGCUGA
Molecule: messenger RNA, 576 nt
Organism: Gongylonema pulchrum
Lineage: Eukaryota; Metazoa; Nematoda; Chromadorea; Rhabditida; Gongylonematidae
Source: the annotation of a GenBank genome assembly